Molecule: messenger RNA, 15954 nt
Organism: Paramuricea clavata
Lineage: Eukaryota; Metazoa; Cnidaria; Anthozoa; Malacalcyonacea; Plexauridae
Source: the annotation of a GenBank genome assembly
GUGUGGGCAUGCUGUGCCACUUGCUAUUAAACUGUGAAGCAGUGUCUUAAAAAGACCAUCGGGCGCGCGACAGUCACUUAUGAACUAGCCACGAUAUUAACAGAAGUCGAGUCGGUUAUUAAUGUCAGGCCUAACCUAUGUAUACGACUGUUUCGUGUGUUAAACGUCGUGUGUCGUGAGUGUGCAGGUAAAGUUGUGGGUAAUAAAGUUUUACUUGUUUACGAUCGGUUUGGGGGCGGAGAAAAUGACACUGAGAAACUCAAAGAGUGGAAACCUCGCCAAAUCGUAUAUCGUCGUUUGAAGAGAAAGCAAAAUGUCCAAAAUUACCCAAUCUCCUCGACAAUAAAAGAGUAUAACUACAGAGCGUUUUAUCCGAUUCGUCCCAAAUUUGACCACAAUGUUAAUCAAUAACUAAGGAUAAAAGGUGUGUUCGCGUUUUCGAUUUAGUGCAUUAUUUUUCAAUUUAGAAGCACUUCUUCAACCGCUUUAGUAGUACUCCGCGCAAUACAAUAGCUGUCAAAAAAUGCGAACACACUUUUCUUCUUUGGUCAUUUGAGAUGAGAAAUAUGAUAUUUUGGGAGCUCCUGAGUUAAACGGUCUGUCGUUAAAUCUCGUGCCGCAAGAGGGCUAUUUUUCAAAAGAUGUCUCAAUGCAACAACAGGUUAAAAGGUGGUGAAUUUUGGUUAAAACAGUAGCUUUGACAGUUAGUAUUGCGUGUACCAAAUUUGAGGAACGUAACUAUAAAAAAUUGAGCACUAGUCUGUGUGUUGUGACCCGAUAUCAUUCACUUUCAUUAAGCAUGUCUUAGGACUUAGAUCUGAAAUAUUUUGAAAUGAAAAAUAAUAGGGUUUCAGGCCUAGUGCUCUCAGUCAGCACCGAGCAUGUGCAGAAGAAGUUUCCUAUGUGUUUCCAGUCUACUCACUUUUGAGGAAAUUUCGGAUAUUUUUAGGAAAUGAAAUUUUUACAUAACUUCCAAGAAAUUAUGUUUAAUUUUGUUUUACUGAACUUUUUACAACUUGUCUAUUUUAAAGUUAUAUACAACUUAUUGAGCAAUUUAUGCUUUGAAUUGUUCUUAUUUUAAAAAUACCGAAACCAACACCGAACCAAGGUUUUUCCACCCCCAAAAGACCAAAACCCGAGAUGAAAUUUGUGGAAUCGCCCAGCUCUACAAAUUAUAUAAUUAACAAGCACCUCUGACCCCCUCUCCCUUCCCCUCUUGGCAAAAGGGGCAGCAUCUGUACUUUUUCCACAGUAGCGGUAUCCAUGGGCAAGCAUUGUGCAGUCAUGUGCAAAAGUCAUUCCAGUUUUUGUCAUUGUUUCAUGAAUUACCCAUUCACUCUCAACCCAACAUGGUUCAAAAUACAUCAACCAAGUGAACCAACCACUAUUGGCAGUUUGGCUGUGAGCAUUUCUUUCAAGACUUUUUCCUCAGCUCCUCCAGUCUGUUGACAAUAAAGUUACUAGAAUCAAUGAAUCGUUCCACACAACUCUGCAGACAUGUCUCUGUCCUUGAAUCAAGUUUAUUGUUGUUAGGCUUAUCCACACAUUUCUCCCAACAUGUCUCUGUCAGACUGUGUACUUGUACUUGAAAUUUAGCUUUUUCACUUUCUGCCAUCAACUGUCGUUGCAAAACCGGAUCGAUGUUGUUGUGUUCUGACAUUGUAGUACUUAUAUUGCAUAAAACGAAAUGUGAGAGACUAGAAAUCCGACGAAAUCUAAGCAAAUUAUAUUAAUAAACAUACAAAUCUGAAUAUUUUUAAUUUUUUAUUUAUUGUGGAAUUGGAAUCACCACUUGGAGCGGACUGGGAGCUUGGGGACGAGAUUUAAUGGCGAAAACAAAAUGGCGGUUAAUUUUGGUAAUUUUGUUUCUGCUGAAGAUAAGGCAUUUAUGUGAAUUAUCUCGUGGUUGAAGUUCUAAUAUGAAUAACAUUGAACUGAGGAAUGUAAGUGUCGUUGUAUUCUUUAUAUAGAGGGUGUAUUCUUUAUAUAGAAUAAUACAUGGGUGCGCGGAAAUACCAGAUUUAUUUCGAGUGUUGAACAUGAUAUCUCACUCGUUCGCUGCGCUCACUCGUGAGAUAUCAUGUUUAACACGAGAAAUAAAUCUGGUAUUUCCAAGCACCCAUGUAUUUUUCUGUUUGUUAUAUAAAGGACAGUCUUUGAAAAGCCAAAUUUUUUAUACAGAAAAGCGAAAAUUGAAAAGCGAUAAUUUUCACAUAAUCACAUGUGAGAUUAUCAUAAAAUAAUCUCCGUAAAUCUCGCAUGUGAGAUUAUCACUUUUAUCGGUGCUCGAAAUCUCUAUAAAGCACUAUACUUUAUAUAAUAAAAACUAGUAAACGUUUAAACUAAAAAUUAUACAGGGCAUUUAUAGGGCAACCAGCCAACCAUCUAGGCUUUUUAUAUAGGGAGGACAGGGCCACUGAGUCACUGACUGACUGUCUGACUCAGUCUGACUGACAGGGGUUUUAAUAGUUUUACUAUACGUCUAUACAUACUAUGCCUGAAGAAUUCAUGACGUAAAAGAAAUGCCCUUCAUAUAAUCAUUUAUAAUAUAGCAUUUGUAAAUUCUGAACGCUGAUUGGCUAUAUAAACUCAAUGUCAACUUGGAAAAUUUCUUUCUUUAUAUUUCUUGUGCUAUAUUAUAAAAAAAUAAGCAUUUUUCCGUAUUGAUAUACAGUUAUAUCGACACUCAUGGAAAUUAAGAAAACUCUACAAUUUUUCGUUUUCUCCCAAUUUCCACUUGUGUUGAUAUAGCUGUAUAUCAACACGGAAAAUGUUUUAUAUUUGUUAUAAAAUAUCAUUUACCUCCUGAAUAUCGAAGUCAGCAUUUACCCCUGAACCAGGGAUUGAAAUUUUAAAACAUUUUUAACUAGUUGCCCAAGUGAUACCAGUGAUUUUUAGUCUACCAGUGAUUUGCAGUCUGUGGUGGAUCCAGCAAGAUUUUUUUAGGGGAGUGUUGGGCGGUCAGUCAAGCACACCAAACUCAGUGCCGGCUAGCAGCAUAAUGUAAUCAGAGUGAAUGUAGUAGUUUCUUCAUUACAAUUUACAGAUAUGUUGAAUAAAUAUAAUUUAAUUAAUAAUUAUAUAAAAUAAAAAUCCCAGAUUCUCUUGAUACUGUGAUUGUGUGCAGGGCUUUCAAAAUAAGCUGCCGGCUGCCAGAGCUCCGGCAGGUGCCAUGAAGUUUACCACCAGUUACUUUGUUUAGUUCUUGAAAUAUCAAUUCUGCUCUCCUUCCUUCACUCUAAGCUUUCAAACAAAGUUAUUUUUCCUCAACUUGGUCUGUACUUUAUAGCCUAGUUAUUUUCGAAAAUGACGUACUAUUUUGUAAAACCGAUUUAAACAGUUAUUUGCCAUCUUAAAUCUUGAAGUUACCUUGUUGAAGAAUGAAAGUAGUGACACAACGGAGGUCUGUAACCAAAUUAUAAUGUGACUUGUGUUGCUACCGCCAUCUAAUCAAUUUCACUAGUUAAUUUGGAUGACUUUAAGACCCCCUGGACCGCCCCCUCCCAACAGCCGGUUAUGGUAAUGAAUUUUUUUCAUGUUUGAAUAUUUGAUUGCUUUUCUAAUUUUUGACUUGAAAUUUCCAGCAAAAUUAAGAGUUUGCUUUAUUUCAAUCAAAGUAUCAAAUAAAUUAAUUAUUAAAAUUAGUAUUGGACUUUUUAGUAUUCUGAACUAGUAGUGCUGUCUUGAAUUCCAAAACAAUUAGUCUGAUAACAAACUUUCAAUUUUUUCUGUGUUGGUGUAAUGUACUCAGGUGAAUAUGAUGCUUGUGCUGUUACUCUGAGUGUAUAUCCACACCGUGAGCAAGCUUGAAAAAUAUGCCUGUCCACGGUGGCCAGGCAUAUUUUUCAAGCUUGCUCGCGGUGUGGAUAUACACUCAGAGUAACAGCACAAAACUUUCAAUUAAAUAAUAUACUUUAAACAUUUAAGAUAUAAAUUUAAUUUUUUGCAACCCAACCCCCCUGCACCCCUGUUGACCAAGGCCAAUAGAGGUGCACACCCCUGUACAACCCCCUAUAAAUCCACCACUGGUGAUUUGGUCAGUGAGUAAGAUUAUAGGUCACCAAAACAAAUAUGAUAUCAGAUCUCCCUAUGUCAAUGUGCUCCAGACUGGAAAGUAGGGCACCAAUGCGGUAGGAUAAUGCGAUCGACAACUUGACAAAACCAGCAAUGCUGUAGGAUAUUGCAGUAGAAAUGUACACUGUAAAGCUUGUGAUAGCCAGUAAUAAGUAAAAACUAUUUUCAAUUAUUUAAAUUCGUUUAUUAUUUUUCAAAGCAGUUCAUUUUGAAAGUGUUUCUAAGAGAAAGGUUAAUUUAGAUUUCAUGCUUAGGGGUUAUGUUGGAAUAAGUCAAGGAAAUAUGUUGGUCAAUAUCACUUUGUUUUGCCCGCAUAGAUAUCUAGAAUUAUCAAGGUCAAGGCAAGUGUUAUUGAGACCUUGAUCAAUUCUGGAUACCGGUAUCACAAAAACUGAAUUCAAUAAAAUUACUGUUUUAUUAUACAUUGCAUUUUCAUUGACUGUUUCGACAAACAUUGAUUUGUGGCACAAAACAACGUUUGGUUGUUAAAAAAAGCAGUGGAAACAAUUUAAUGAAUGAGUCGCAUCACAACAAGAACAAGUUGCAUACACUAAUCACUUUCCCAUUUAGCUCCAGUGCUCUCUUCUUGACAAGUAAAAUCGUCUGUGGAGUUAAAUAAUAAAGUAAGGCAAAUUAGGGUGCAAUGCAACCAUUAACCCAUUUGAGCACCAGUGCUCUUCCCUUGUAGAUUAACAAUUGUCUGCCAUUAGACAGAGUAAAAACAUAGGUGGCACCCCUAAAUCUAACUGUAAUUUACAGUGUAACCCUUGAAUGUACAGGUAACCUUAAAUCUAAACCUGCCUUAAUUAAGCAUAACACUGACUAACCCUCAGUCCUAGAUUUCCCCCACACCCCAACAUAACCCCUAAGUAUGGAAUUUAAAUUAACCUUUCUCUUAGAAACACUUUCAAAAUGAACUGCUUUGAAAAAAAAUAAACGAGUUUAAAUAAUUGAAACUACAUUAGUUUAAAUAAAAAUGAAACCAAGGCACAGUUCAAACCAUAACAUAUACAUGUAUACUGUGAAAUAUUUCUACACUAUGAUAAUUAAUUUAAAUCUUUAAUCUUCUGUAGUAUAAAGAAUUUGCCAUGUUGUACAAUAAAAUGGUAUCGGAAUGUUUUAAAAGAUGCAUCACAACAUUUAAUGAACGAAGUUUAUCUGGAGACGAGGUACCUGACAAGUAAAGCUUAUAACUUGUGCUAUGUGUAAAUGUUUUCAAUUUUUAUCAUCCUAUGAUAAUACAGUAAUUGCAAGAUAUUUUAAAUACAGUAGUUAAUACAGUAUAUUAAUGACAUGCUCAUGUACUGUAUGUGAUGCAUGUAGUUUGACCAAUGGCAGACUGUCUUUCCAUGUUUUUUUGUUAACCCAUUUACGUAGUAACUAGGGCUUUCAAAAUAAGCCGGCGACCACCGGAGCUCCGGCUGGUGUUACGAGGUUUACUGCCGGCUACUUUCUUUAAACAAUACUGUAAAAACAGAUUGGUAGAAAUAGUCAAUUCAAAUUGGUUGUCUCAGAUGCAUCUCUUUUUUACCUAUUUUAUUUGGUCAAAACAACCAAAAUAUUGGUUGAUUUAACCAUUUUGUUUUAGUUGUUUUAACCAAUAAAAAUUAGUUAAAUUAAUGGGUCUGAGACAACCAAUUUAAAUUGGUCAUUUCCACCAAUCUGUUUUUACAGUGAGUACAUCCAUCUCCCUUUUAACCACUGGCAACGGAAUAGCAACAAUAGACUAAUAAACUCAGAUUUGUAACUAUUGUCUAAAAACCAAGAAUUAGCUAGUAAAACUAUCAAUGAAGGAGAAAUGUUUAUCGGAAAUUUCUUUCUCGUUCUAGUCAGCGCUCUUAAUGACAGAUAUCCCUUUUUGGCUUUGACAAGAACUUAAAGUAUACUGCAACUAAGCUUAGCUUGUUUAUCUAAUUGACCAAGAAAAUCACAACUACACUGUUUUCAACUUAGGACCACCUUAAAUGGAAAGGAUUUCUAGUUUUUUUCUCAUGGGCUAUGCACAGAGAAACAGAUUGAACAUCCUUCUUCUGUUCUUCAACACAUGUGCGAUAAAAAUUUUUGAUUUUGAUCAAUAAAUAUGGAAAUACAGCAUUAACACGAAAACGAGGUUCCAAGUCAUGACCUGUUCUAGAUCCUUAUCCUAAACACAAAACUGCAGAUCUUAAUAAAUUAAAUGACAGUUUCGCUCUUGAUCAGCUAAUGUAUCACCAUGCUGUAUAUUCGACCAGCUUCCUCCCGACAAUAUCAAUGCAUGCAAGUUCUGCAAUAAGCCAUUCAGUUUCACUGACAUUUCCCCUAUAAGGCGUGAGCAUCAUUACAGUGAAGGAACCAUGCUCAACCUCUGUCACACCUUACUGCCUUUUGCUUUGCCCCAAUCUUAUCAGAAAUUUGUAACAGUACAAUACAUUGAGAGAAGGAAAAAAUCCUGAUCACUUUUGUCCAAGAUUGUCGCCGGUACCGAAAUGUAUGCCACCAAACGAGAUUGGGGAGACCUUCGCCGUAUGUCUAGAACUUUACAAAUAUCAGAAAUUAUGGAAAGCUUUAGGGGUGCACCGGAUUUGGAAUUUUCAAAUCCGGCCAGAACCGGAUUUACCGGAUUUGGGCAAAAAUUCCGGCCGGAUUUGCCGGAUUUGAGAUAAACCAGUAAUGGGGACAAUUGGGGAUAAAUUAGUAUUCAAAAUGGUGGUUUAUGUUUUUUACUAUUUUUAGUUAGUGUCAGUUUAGAUUUUUGAUUGUGUUUAAACCUUUUUAAAUAUCUUUUUGUUAAUAACUUGAUAUUUUAUCAUAGUAUAAGUGUUUUUUAAACUUUAAAGCUGCCAAAUUGAUGGUUUAUCCCAUUCUUGGUGAAUUUUUUAAGGUGAAAACAGAAAUUUAAAUCCGCCCGAAUUUUCUCCAAAUCCGGCCGGAUGCCGGAAAAUUCGUUAAAUCCGGCCGGAAUUCCGGCCGGAUUUGAAAUCCGGUGCACCCCUAGAAAGCUUUAUCUUAGAAGUGACACCGGCAUUAAGUGACACCAGCAUUAAGUGGCACCAGCAUUAAGUGGCACCAGCAUUAAGUGGCACCAGCAUUAAGUGACACCAGCAUUAAGUGGUACCAGCAUUAAGUGGCACCAGCAUUAAGUGACACCAGCAUUAAGUGGCACCAGCAUUAAGUGACACCAGCAUUAAGUGGCACCGGCAUUAAGUGGCACCAGCAUUAAGUUGCACCAGCAUUAAGUGGCACCAGCAUUAAGUGACACCAGCAUUAAGUGGUACCAGCAUUAAGUGGCACCAGCAUUAAGUGACACCAGCAUUAAGUGGCACCAGCAUUAAGUGACACCAGCAUUAAGUGGCACCGGCAUUAAGUGGCACCAGCAUUAAGUUGCACCAGCAUUAAGUUGCACCAGCAUUAAGACACCAGCAUUAAGUGACACCAGCAUUAAGUGGCACCAGCAUUAAGUGGCACCAGCAUUAAGUGGCACCAGCAUUAAGUGAAAAGUGAGACCAGCAUUAAGUGACACCAGCAUUAAGUGACACCAGCAUUAAGUGACACCGGCAUUAAGAUUGAUCCAUAUCAGUUUGCGAUGAAAGGCCAUUCGACAACAUUGGUUCUUGUAUUACCCAAUGUCUUGGAAGCCCUUGAUCGAGGUAGUUGCUCAGUCCAAGGCAGUUGCUCAUUUUGACCUUGUCGACCAUAUAAUAGGUGUUCACCAAGCCCAACUUCUCUUUUAGUUGAUGGUAUUUAGCUAUUUCAGGAUGUUGUAUGAAUUGAUGACCAUAUACUUGAAUCAGUUACGUCAUACAAACUGUUUGGCGUGUAUAAAAGCAGCGCAUGGAAUACACAUUACGACUAUAUUGUUAGGAAAGCCAGCAAGGGGCUUUACUUCCUGUGUAUAUUGAAGAGAGCAAAGAUUGGGCUAAAGUGUACUGUAGCCUAGUUAGACCAAUUCUUGAGUACGCAGCCCUAGUUUUGUCUGCACUCUCGGAUUAUCUAAGUACGAAAAUUGAAAGGGUGCAUGCAAAAGCGAGCCAUGAGAAUAAUUGUUCCCAGUAUCGCAUAUGAAGCGUUGUUGAAUAAAACUGGUCUUGAGACACUAUCUAAGAAAAGACACGACAUUUUCUAAGACGUUUGCGAAAGACAACACACUAUCUGAACCCCUCCGAAAAUAUAAUCGUGUAUGUUACCAUUAAUCAUAAUUAUAACUUAAGAGAUAUAACUGAAUUAAAUGCGUACAUUUCAUGAAAACCGACAGAUUUUUAAACUUUAAAACACGUGAAUAUUAAUGUGGGGUAACUGUAAGUAGAAGGAUAGUUGAAAAUUUAGUAUCUUGUUAAUAAUGUAAAUUCUUAUGGAAAAAACUUGCUGCCAAGGGUUUCUUGAAUAAACCUCUAUACAAUCGUCAAUAAAAACAGUCAUUUCCAGCUCCCCCCUUUCAAUUGGUUAAGUUAAAGUUUCUGAACUAUAAUGUCAAAACCAAUAUUGUACAAGGGGGCGAGGAGAUACAAAGAUGCCAACAUGUGUACCUGUAUAUGAACACUAAGUUACAGAUUAGUUUACAGCUAAGUGUCUACGGAAUUGUUUAUGAUUGUAGGCUUGCAAAUAAGAUUUCAUGUUUUAUUAUUAACUUUAUUUCUAACUUGCAAUUGUUUUCUAGCACGAGUGUGUGAAUGAAUGUGUAAAUAAAAUGGUGAAUUUAAAUCAUCGAGUAAUGUCAGUAUUCAUGGAAAUUGGUCCACCAGCUGAUAAAGAAAUGGGAAUGGGAGGUUCUGCUGCAUCUUUACCUACCAGAUAAUGAUGAUUGUGAUUGGAAAGAAGUGAAUUACAAACUACAGGUUAAUAUUGAAUGCUUUUCUGUGUGGAAUGGCAAGAGAAAUUAAUAGAGAGGUUAAGAUACCCCGGUUCCGGUUUAUCGGUAGUGUCAUCUUGUUUUGAAAUUUGCAUCGAUGUCUGUGAGUUUUGUCAUAAGUCUAUCGGAAAAAAACCCAGAAAAAAUAUGUUCAAACAUGCAAACACCAGAGGAAAUUUCUGAACAAAUCGACGCUACCUGUACCGGUAAACUGGAACCGGGGUAUCUUAACCUCUCUGCUAUAUUGGCGGGGAUGCUAGUCGGUCAUCCCCCUACCACAAUCAUUUUCAUAUGACAAAUAGACUUCUUGACAACAGGGUGUCUAAAAUCACUCCCAAUGGUGCAAUUACGGCAACAUUUGGCGAAGCAAGUAAGUGGAACAGUUGGAAAUUGUGCAUGAUGGAUAAUUCAUGCUUCCACUCCUUUCUCCUUCUCUCAUUACUAGCUCCCAAUUAUUAUCAAUUUCGUGACAAGUUGAAAUGCUCUGCCAAAUAUUCAGUACUUCCGCCAUUUGCAUGUGAAGGAAGCUAGAAAUAACUUAUAUCAAAGUUGAUGAUUUUCAAGCAAACUUCCCACAUGAUGUCAUACUGUGUGUCUAUAACUGAACAGACAACGGCAAAAUCUCAUCUAUUUGUUUUAUAUAAUAAAAGGUUUAAAGUAAAUAACUUUUAUCCACCCAAACAUUUGGAAAUUUGAAAAAGUCGAAAUUUUACAAGUAUCACAAGGAGGGAAUGCUAUUGGCUACCUUAAGUGACAUCACGUGUGACGUAAUUCCGUGCGUCUGUCCUCUAAUAGAUCAUGGCUCUUGACCAAUGAAAGCGCUUGAAUUCUUAACGUUAUUAUAUAAAAACAUAUAUAAACAUGACUUUAGUCUUGUCAUUGAGCAAAAAAACUCAAGGUUUGUGGUAACAAAAGCACUAACGUGAUCCAGACUGGGCUCUUUUGGGGCCUUCUGGGACUUGGGGAGGGGGGAGGGUGUGUGUGCCCGCGGUCAAUAUCUCCUGAACCAUUUGGUGUAUUCCGACGAAACUUUUACAGGUGGACGGUAUGCCUUGUUUAAGUGUAUGUUACGCUCACAUUUUCAUGGCAACAAAUUGUGACGUGUUAUGACGUCAUUAAUUGUAAAAGUUGAAUUUUAGAAUUUUCAAAAUUAUUUUCUUUAUUGUAAUUUUCUGCUGUUUUUGUUGAGAUAAGAAAGGUAGUAUAUAAAAAAAUACUUUCUCGUUUUUAAAAGGUGCUCACUUAAAAAUGCUGAAAUUUGUUAUUGGUAGGUGUUCACGACUACGCUGUAACUUUUUUGGCGUAAUAUUAUUCACUACAUUUUCUACACAUCGAUCUGUAAAGGGGCAACUGUGUGCUAGCACCAUGAGACGCACCACUGCAUCGUCAAUACACGAUAAAAAGUGAUAAAUCUGGGCAAGCAUUUGUUGGUUUACCUGAGAUGGAGAAAACAAUAUAUUUUCUUCCUGUGUGUACAAGUACAACCUAAAAGUAAAACAAAUCAUGCAGGCUCGCAAUAUUUACCAUAUUGCCAUAAAUACUGUCUACUAAACAUGGUUUUAAAGUUAAGGAAUUAUUCAUGUCAACCAUGGGUGGAAUGGAUUGUUGGAUCAAACGACUGAGACGUGUGGUUCUGCACUCGUUGAAAUUUCCUCGCGUGCUCUAGUAUUUUUUCCACCCUGGCUUGUGAUUUGCCACCUUUUGAUUUGUCUUUGUUGUGGAGAAAAAUUAUUAAUUUAACAAUAUUUCUGUAUUUUAAAAAUCUGUUAACACAGUUAAAUAUUGAAAAGAGGUAGACUAAGCACACAGUGUGAUGUACUUCAUGUUGUAAAAAUUCACGUUACCUUGAUUUAUAAAGGUACGUUUACACGCUGCGAUUUGUCGGGCCGAUUUUGCUCGCUGUAUGUAAACAACCUGUCGUGAGUACUCGCGUCAGCACAUUGCGAUUCACAAAAUCGGGAGAAAAAUCUGUAACAAAACCACAGAUUUUCUCACGAUUCAACGAUUUUUCUUCCGUUGUAAAGUUGUUGAAAACUUUUCGCACGCAGAAAACUAUAAUAUGAACAGACGAGAGAGCGGACAGCUUCAAUUGAACGUUUAAAUCGCUAAAUGUCGAAGAAGGGACAUCGAUUUUUUUUCAAAAUCGGCCCGACAAAUCGCAGCGUGUAAACGUAGCUUAAGACUCAAAAGUCAAAACUCUCCAUGAAUUGUGUUGUUUUAUAUUUAUUUAUUUCAUCAUAUUACAGUAUGUACAAUAAUCCUCCACCUAUGUACAGUAAUCCUCCCUCCCCACAUGCAGCGAUUCAGAAAGACUGACAACGUACAAAUACAGUAAAUACUUUUACUUGUAACCCAAAGUUGUUAUAGGCUUCAAUGGCUAUACAGUAUGUAAAAUAGCAGCACUGGAGUUAGUAUAAUUAAGAAUGAAGCUUAGUAUCUCGGUACACUUCCUCCAUCCUCGAAGUUCGUCAGAAUCUCAGUUUCAGGAAAUUAUAAUUUGUUUGAAACCUUAGUUUAUACAAAGGUAAAUCCAACCAGGUCCAACGCACCGCCUCGGUCCAACGCACCGCCUGGGUUUCGUCCAUUUAAAAAAGUUUUUUGUUCGGGAAUAGUCCAAUACACCCUUCCGGAAAGUAGUACGUCACACUUUAAAGCCUCGUUUUCGGGUAUGUGACAUUAGUUAAAGUCUAACAUCUCAAUCACGAAAACGACUUUCCGGAAGGGUGUAUUGGUGAAUUAAUAAAAGUUGUCCUGGAUAAAUAAAACGCGAUUUAUUAAAGAAUGAGGCAGUCCCACCGUACUCUUCAACAGAAUCACCUAGUUUGAAGAUUUGUCACGUUUUGACAACCUCUAGUUUUUCUUUAGAGUCUGUAUGAAUUACAUCGACUGUUCUGAGUUCUUUCAUUGAAAUAGUGUGAUUGUCAGUCUUGUCCUUCAUUAGUAAAACUUUGCACUGGAACAGUUCCUUAUUGUCGAUCUGAAAGAGUUGAAUGAAAAUAUAUAUAGUUGUUGUAUUGAAAUCACUGAAAUGAAAUUAAUUGCGGCUUAUUUUUCACCCUGCUCGGUUUCCUUUGUUUUUAUCCGGGAAUAUAAUUAUUCAAUAUUCCCCUGUAAUCAAUUUCCGUUUAAUUUAAUAAUCCCCUGCAAUGUCUUUGCAGCACAAAAAAUGAGAAAAAAACAACAUAACGAAGGCAAUAUGGCAUUAAGAAUUAUUUCUAUUCUGACUCAUCAACGCGACCUCGCAAUAGAGAGGUUAAGAUACCCCGGUUUCGGUGUACGGGUACGAGUAGUAUGAUUUUGGUUAGCAAUAUUUUCGUCGAUGUCUGUACCUAUACUCGUAAUUAAGGUGCACAUUUGUCGCAUUAUAUUAUUGUCUAUUGCAAGAAAACACAAAAAGUAUGAUCGAAUUACGGACAUCAGUAAAACAAGAUGACACUACUCGUACCCGUAAACCGAAACGGGGGUAUCUUAACCUCUCUAUUGUGAAAAAUAAGUACGUUAUUUUGAUGCACCUCGGGGAUAUGUGUUUAUUCACCUCGGCGCUGUGCGCCUCGGUGAAUAAAUCACAUAUCCCCUAUUCCCCUCGUUGCCUCAAAAUAACCUAUACAAAGCCGAUUUUAAAAUAAUUGUUGAAGCAAUUUGUAAAUGGAAUUUCAAGUAUGCAGUUUGUGAAAAAUGCAACUAUAUAUUAUUAUGCCCUCUGGCAGGAAUCGAACCUGCGUUGUACGGUCGUUUGUACGGGACUGGUGGUUACUAACAUAACGAUAAUCGGCAGAUUAUAUAUUUGGAAUAAUCGGCCUGAAAAUAAUUGGCCUCACUAGUCGGCAAUUUUUGUGAUCGGCUCAUCUCUUGUAGUUUUAUCAUAGAAAUAUAUCAAAGCAGUAUAUGUAUAAUUAAAAGCAAAUAUGUGAAUAGAGUUAAUGUAAAUGAAAUAGGGAAAACUGAGUGAAUUUAUCUCAGUGGACAAUAUAGCAUACCUUCACUACGUCUUGUAUAGUCUGUAGCUGCGUUUCAUCUAAAAUCCCUUGAAAUUUGCUAACCAAAACAGCAUAAGCCAGAAUCGAACUCUGGAAAAAAAUUUCACUUUAAAUAAUUAAAAAAAACUCUCGGAGAUUAAAAGAGUUUCCCUCAAACAAAACAAUGUACAAUAUACCCAUGCAGUCAUGCAUGGAUGUGCAUGAAUAAACUAUCGUUGGAUAAGCGUGACUCCAUAAUCAGCUGGGAACGAGGUUGCAUAACCAGGUCCAUGGUAAAACUAUUUGUAUAUUGGGUAAGUCUCGUAUCAGAGCAAGCGCCUUUCACCUCUGAGACCACGUCCACGGGUUCGAUUCUCGCACUGCAGACUCUUGGCAUGCACUUACGCAUGUAAAUAGAGUCAUACAGUCAACGCUCUACCGAGACUUGUGCAUGAGUUCUCUCCGGGCACUCCAGUUAUUAUACAGCUCAGUGAUGAGUUCUCCGGGUACUCCGGUUUCUUCCCACAGGGAAUGUUGACAGGGUUGGGAUCAGCCCCUAAAUGACCCAUCCACCGUCGGUGUGCUCCAUUGUCAGACAUGAGUUAUAAUGCCCAGGUUACACGUGCAAUUUUUUAUCGCGCGUGCAACACAACGGGUUAAAUUUAAACGCGUUGCCGACGCAAGAGAAGUGGCAACACGUGCAAUGAUUUUUUUCGUCUGGUAAGACAUUCAGUGCAAAGUCAGAAUUUUAUAAAUCGAGGGCAAAUUCGUGAUUUCUUGACAAAAUUUAGCGCUCAGCUUAAUUUUUUACACAAAUUUAAAAGUUUAAUCACUGUGAAGUGUGGUCUGAUCGGUAGAAACAAAAGCUGCCGAAAGAUCCUAAUAUGCGUUUAAAAGUGUAUGAAUAUUUUUAACGUUUUAAUAAUAACGUUUUGGCAAUUAACUGAUUUCGCCAUGUAUCGACAGCUAGUGCAUAGUGUGUAAACAUAUUAUUCUACGAUACUAGAUUAGGCGCCCCAAAUAUAUUUUUCACUAGUCAUGCAGUCCACUUGUCAAGUGAAGAAAAUUCAUUGGCUAAAUGUAAUCAGUUGUAAUUUUCUAUUUUCGACAACGAGUCAACGACUCGAUCAGGUUGAGCUAUACGUCCUUCGUAAUUCAGCUUAGAUAUCAGCUGCAAGUAAGAGUAAAUCUAUACUUUUUUGUUCUUUUCUAUAAUUUUUAAUUGAAACGCAUGUUGUAUAUAGAAGCUCUCCAGUGUCUCUACUGAUAUUUACCAAUUACACUAAUGAGAGUGGAAUUUUUUAUAUACAUUUAUUAUACCUAACCAGGAGUAGUUAGUUGCGAAAAAUGCAACUAUCGGCGAACCUGUAGCCCUGUGAUUCCGGUGCAGCGCUCUAACCAACUGGGGCCGGUGGACUAGCGGAUUUCAAAACUUCAGAGAAGAAAACUUCUACUGACUCAGACAAGACCUCUGAAGAAAUAUUAACAGGAUGUUGGAAAGUUUGCUUUGAAUUUUAGGUUAACCUAGGCCUAGGGUUAAGCUAACCCAGCUUUGAACAAGUGGCCCCUGGUGGCCCCUGAGCUACAGAGAGACAGCUGUCGAUCUCUGACGACAAGUUUAUGCAUAAAUACUAAGAUGAUGCCAAUGUGCGGUGUAUAUGGGUGAAUAUGAGGAUUUUGGUCAUCUCACCAUUAUACCAUUAUAACUUGAAGUUCUUAUUUUAUCAAUAUAAUUUUUAAUUUAUAACUUUGUAAAUAAAUUAGCAUACGUCACUACGUUAUUUACCGUUUAAUUAUGCAAUUUAGCCUGCAUGCAUGCACAUGGACUGUGAUGUAAUCUGUUUGCAAUAAACUAUCUAGAUCUUCAUAUGUACCUUAAAUUUCGUCAGUUGCCAUUUACACAUACACUCUUGUAUCGUUCCUUCAGCUUCAACGAGCAACUUUUCCGAAAUAUUUUUAAUGUCCGAUCGAUAGGCUGCGAAAAGCAUCUGAUAGAACUAUAUUGAGACAAAAAAUCCAUGAUUAUACACCAGCAUAUUUUAAAUAUAAUUCACGAUCAGUUGCAUAUCCCGCAACUGCUGCUGAUUUAACACUUCCAAAGCCUAAAAGAGAUUUCAUGAAGAAUGGUUUCAAAUUGCGAUAUAGUAUAUAGCAUGCUUUGGUAUAUGUACUCGCUACGAUUCUCAAGAGAUCUAUCACUCCCAAACAACUCAUACUUUACACCUUAAAAAAUCCUUAAACGCUUAAAAAGUCUGUUCAAAACCAUUAAAAAUUCCGAAAUUUUUUUUUAAAAAAUUGGAAAAUAAUCCAGAAAAAUCCUAUACGGGAUUUUCGAAAUCCCAAGAGUCUCGUAUACUGGACGAUUCUAAUCUUGUGGCACUCAAGUUCGUCUCCCAAUCCUCCUUACGAAAGCGUUAGCUUUUGAUGCAUGUACGUUUUAGAAAACAAGCUAUAGGUCUGGAUAUAACUCAUCAUCUAUUUUAGGCAUCACGUGCGUUUUGUAUUUUCGAUCAAUAUAGACACUUCCCGAAUUAUUACACUGUCCGCCUCGAUUUUUAACUAUUGUUUCGUGUGCACUCAAACAAGUUCGGGAAGUGUCUAUGGUAAAUUUUCUCCCAGUUAACCGUCAGUGAUGACAUGAGGGAAAACUUACGUGUUGUAAAAAUAUCAUGGGCGUUGCGACGUAUAUUUUCCAGUCAAUUGUUUUCAAUAUAAUUAAUUCCAUUUUUAGUAUAUCUGAUUUCGAGCAUCCGCAUUGGCUGGCCUCCAACACCACACCAACGACAGGGAUAUUCUAUAAGAAAUUGAACAAAGUACUUUGGAUGCAUUUUGAAGAUGACAAGAAAUCGGAUAAUUAUGGUAGUUUGGGUAUCGUCGGUUACCAGUUUGAAAGAGACAUGGUAUUUAUCGAAAACUAUAGAAACUACAAUAAUAAUACAAUACAAAUUUUAGUACUGAAUUUGCUCUCAUAACCUACUUGGUUCACCCGAAUAAGAUAUAUUUUUAUUGGAAAUGCCUUUUAUUUCGCCUUUUGUUAUUCCUUAAGCCUGCCGCACACAAGAGAAACUUGCUGAGCUGACAGCCUCGCGUUGCGUGGUU